This is a messenger RNA of Bursaphelenchus okinawaensis, 2780 nucleotides long. The record is from the annotation of a GenBank genome assembly. Lineage: Eukaryota; Metazoa; Nematoda; Chromadorea; Rhabditida; Aphelenchoididae.
AUGGACCGAAUUCGACGUUCAUUCCGAAAGUCUUUACAUUUGGGUAACAAAAACAAACUUACCGCUCAGGAUGCUAAUGAUAUGCCAUCGGCUUCGACCGGCUCUGGAGGCAAGAGUAACGCAUUUCAACCGGACGAAUCUUCAGUUAGGAAUGGAUCUUGCUACUUUCAGGUUAAGGUAAGGUUUAUAUGUUAGUAAAUCAGUUAAAAAUUUGUUUUAAAAGCAAUAUUUUUGAUGGUUUUUAUGUACAUAAUCCUAUAAUAACGUAAAUUAUUGUUUUCAGUACCUUGGAUCAUGUGAAGUCUUCGAAUCUCGUGGAAUGGAAGUCUGUGAACACGCUCUAAAACACCUAAGGGUAAGUCUUUAUAUCUUAUUAUGGUUAUUCGAAAUUUAGAGUAAAAACCGAGCAGUAAAGGCCGUAUUGUACGUAUCAGGUGAUUCUCUACGUGUGGUGGAUCAAGAAGCUAAUAGAGGCUUGAUCGUGGACCAGACUGUCGAAAAAGUGUCAUUUUGUGCACCGGACAGGUCAAAUGACAAAGGCUUUGCAUACAUUUGCAGAGAUGGAGCCACGAAGAGGUGGAUGUGCCAUGGAUUCACGGCUACGAAGGAAUCUGUAGGUCUUCGUAAAGCUUUUGGGUCUUAAAAUGCCUUAUUCUUUAUAGGACGGUUUGGAUUUGAAAAGCUAAAUUCAAUUAAUAUAGUGUAUAUUAUUAUAGGGAGAAAGAUUAAGCCACGCCGUUGGAUGUUCAUUUGCAAUUUGUUUGGAAAAGAAACGGAAACGAGAAGCUGAAAUGGCAGUCUUUAUUUCCGCUAAAAAUCUGGCUGAAGAGGUUCAAAAUGACUUUAAUGGGUAAGUGUUAAACAACUUGCUUUAUCUCAACUGAGAACAUAAAUAAUGAAAUGAUUUUUGUAGAUCUCGCCAAAACCAAGCCUACUCCUCCUUCCGACGACAAUUGUCAAUCGCAGAACGACGACAAGACCCUCAAAAGGCUAUUCUAGCUCAACCAAUCCCAGUUCAAACACAAUCCUUAACCAACUCACUGAUUGAUGUUCAAUCUCCAUCAGGAGAAGACGAAUCCUCUAAAAAGCCGCAGGUUAACAUGGCUUUGUUCGAGAAACAAAACAGCUUCAGAGGACCGAGCAAUGUAACGCUACCUAGCAGUAAUCAGUUCAGACGAUUCAACUCUUUGAGGACUGAUUUGAAUGGCAAAGCUGUGAGUUUAGAGGUAUAUAUAGGAGGAAAAUAGUACAAUUUAUGGUUUUUAAAGGAUAAAACGAUAUAUAGUUGAUAGAGGAGCCUACUCGAGGAGCCUUGUAAUUUCUAAUUUUUUAAAUUAUUUUAAAGAAUGUCUUGUUAAAAUUUUUCAAUAUCAAUCUUUUUAUUUUAGUCGUUUGGCACACUGAAAUCACUUCAUAACGAGCCAAUAUACGAAGGAGAUGAAGAAUGGCCUGGUGUGAGCACACCUCAACCAACAACAAGUAUAAUACCUACGUCUAGCUCUGUAAACGAGUUCAACCAUAUUCUGAACGAUUCGAAUAAGGAAAACGGAUUAAACAAUGGCUGGGACCGCUCACAAAGUGCAAUGUAAGUAGAUUAACUCUUGUUUUGUGUUUAGAUUCGAAAGUUGGUUUUGUUUCAGUUUUUGAUAUUAUAUUGACUUUUUUGACAAACAACUAUGUAUCAGGAUGUUGGAAAAGUGUUGUGAUCAAUUCAAAUAAGUUAUACAUUCAUUGCUAUUUUCAGACCCCAAGUAUCUAACGCCGACAAUUGGCUUGACGAUAUCCUGAAAAAGUCUGCUGCCUCAACGACGUCAAACAAUAACGUGCAUUAUAAUUUAGCCGACGUUCAGAAGUCUAAACCAAUGUCAAGUCUACCCCCAUGCCAACCUCCACCCCCACUACCCCCUCAGGCGGUGCUACAGACUCCACAACGAUCCCUGUUCCCUUCUGAUGUCACUACUUCAGCAACAACGACUCCAAGACUGUCGACUGACUGUCAGGAUUCGAUCAUUGUUCAGAAAGUGCAUCCAAGUUUGAAUGGACUCUCGAACAAUGCUGUUAACCUGCCCCCACCUGUUCUGCCAACUCCACUGCCUUCGAAUGGAUCGUGGAAGGCGACAGGGCAGGGAAACGUGUCGAACACAUUAGGCCGAAAUAGCUUGAUAAACUCAACCACACCACAGAUGACUAACCUAGCUACAACAUCAUCAAACCCUGUUGUAUUCCCAAACACAACUUCUCAAAAUGGCAAUCUAUUGAAUCCAGCCAGAAGAACGUCGGCCGACAAGAGGAAGUCGAUCGAAUAUCAGAUUCUGGAGGAAACCGACGCUCCACCACAAAGCCCACCAAGACUAACAUCACCACUAACACAAGAAGUUGACAUCUUCGGUCAACCAGUCUUCAAUCCUGUCAAAUUGGAACAAAAUCGACUGGAUUUGCGGUCGAGAAUGGCUUCAGAUGCAAAGAUUCAGAACUUUGCAGCUUCUUCUAUGAAUUCCACGAAUCCUGUUACGAAUUCGGUCUCAAACUCGAUGAAUCAGGCUUCAAACUUUACAAAAUUGGCUUCAGAAUCCUUAAAGAUGAACAGUCUGAGUCAAGUGCCGAAGCUAGAUGAAGGUCAGCUGGCUAGAAUCGAGAAGGAGAAACAAGAAUCCGUCAACGAACCCGACCCCUUCGACGUCCAAUGGACUGAUCAGGUCCUGGAGUCAGCCAGAUCGGCCCGAGUUUCGGGUCUCAACAGGAAUCCAUUCAGUCAGGAAAGUGCCCCGGUCAACGUAUAA